Anneissia japonica is the source of this 4841-nucleotide messenger RNA. Its product is annotated as ras-related protein Rab-22A-like. Gene Ontology annotation, molecular function: GTPase activity; GTP binding. The transcript has 6 exons. The record is from RefSeq and is a predicted model, not a curated record. The coding region runs from base 159 to 776 and encodes 205 amino acids. NCBI's taxonomy places the organism in Eukaryota, Metazoa, Echinodermata, Crinoidea, Comatulida, Comatulidae.
GAUUGAUGGCGCUUGUUCUAUAGAUAUUGCAUUACCAACUGCAAAUCACUGUUGUAGCUAGGCCCGAGAGUGUUGAUAAAUGGAGUUAUAUAUUGCAAAUAUGUAAAGUUAUGUAGUAUUUUGUAUGUGUCUGUCAAGUUUUAUAUUUUGUAUAUAAUAUGGCUUUACGAGAAAUUAAAUUAUGUCUUCUUGGGGAUUCGGGAGUGGGAAAGUCUAGUAUAGUUCAACGUUUUGUUUCAGACCAAUACACUGAAAGUAUUCCUCCUACGAUAGGAGCUUCUUUUAUGUCGAAAACAUUAAUGGUAGAUGACAAAUCAUACAAAUUUCAAAUAUGGGAUACAGCUGGACAAGAAAAGUAUCGUGGUCUAGCACCGAUGUACUACCGAGGGGCCUCAGCAGCAAUAGUAGCUUAUGACAUCACAAGUCAGAUUUCUUAUGAAAAAGUGAAAGAUUGGAUACAGGAAUUGCACCAACAUGGCCCAGAGAAUAUCGUCAUAGCAAUAGCUGGUAAUAAAUGCGAUAUGGAUGAUCUUCGUGAAGUAGAGACGAAAACCGCAGAAACUUAUGCAAAUGAUAUAGGAGCAAUUUUUAUAGAAACUAGUGCAAAAACUGCAGAAAAUGUUAAGGAAUUAUUUAAGGAAAUAAGUACACGUUUACCUCCAGAGGUCCUCCUACCACAGUAUUCAGACUCCAUCAGUCUCCGAAGACAACCAGUCCAAAAAAAGAAGCGAUGCUGUUCUGGAGGAUUGCCAUCCUCUUCAUCAACCUCAUCAUAGCGUCUAUGGUAACCGUCUCCAUCAUCUGGGAAUCUGUGAUGAUAGUUCCCAUGAGCAAAGACAUAUGUAAAGUGUUAAUGACCUUUCACUAAAUGGUCUUGAGAAAUCAUGGUGAUGUCUUCCCAUAGGAUGGAGAUACUCUGUAUUGUCGUUAGAGGGACUAAUUCCACAAUGAGAGGCUACAAUUAAUAUAUUUCUAAUGAAUUAUGAUCAUCAUAAUAAAAAGUUUGUGAUGGUUGGUAAUAACAAAAUAUAUUACUACACCAAGUAUAAAAAUACUUUUAAAGAAUACAGGGAUAAAUGACAUUAAUUACACAUAUGUAAUGAUUGAAAAAUUAAUAAAAAUAUAUUGUAGAACCUAUUAUUAAUAAGAGAAGACUAUAUAUAUAUUAUUGACAAAUACAGUAAUAUGAAGAGAAUAUAUAUUACAUAAAAUAAUUAGAGAAAAUGCAAUAAUUCUUGUGAUACUGUACAAGCAAGAAGUAAAUUACCACGUCAUAUGAAAAAACAAAUUAUCAAAAAUGUACACGGAUAUCAGCAUAUCGUCUGCAGGGAAUUUAUUAUAUGUUGUUGUUGAUUAUGGGCACUGACUGUGUAUUCAGCAAUCCCAAAAAUCUAAUUAAUGUACACAAUAUCUCACGUCCACUAAAUUCAGUAUAUCUCUGGGCUACAUAAAUGAUUGUAGACAUGUCUGUACACUACAUAUUUAGUAUAUACAUACAAACAUUUAAAAUCUACUGUAGGCCUAAAUUUUAGGCAUAUUCAGAUUAUAUUGAAGUAGAGCGGUGGUCUGGUAGUUAAAGUGCUGGCCUUCCAAUAGCAAGAUCCCAGGUUCAAAUCCCUUAAGCUACCAGGUGCGAACCUGGCAAAAAAAAUUCCCCCUUGUCCCCAACCCUCUUUCAAAAACUUGCUUAUAUAGAACUUUAUGAGUGGAAUAUUGAUAGUCCAAAUGAUCAGUUUAGCUGGGAGGUUGGGGGUAUUAUACUGUACAACCCUCAGUGAAUAUGAUGUGAAGGGAGGUGGGUAAUUAAGUUUAAAUUUGUACAUAAGGAAGUAAAGUAUAAUAAGUAGAAACUGCAUGGAAAAAAAGAUAUUUUAAUUUGAUAUCAAGAAUGAAAUAAAUACAUUUUCUGUGCAUGAAAGUCACUAUAGAGGGAGACAUACUGUAAUUUCCUGUUAGUAUAAUCAAUCCGGCUCGUCUCUAAAAAUUGUAUUCAUAAAAUAAACUCAACCAAAUAAAUACAUUAAAGAAGUUAAAAUAAGUACAGUACAGUGAUUUAUUUUAUGUUAAUCUGAAACAAACAUGAUUUUUUAAACAUGCAGUACUUCGAUUUUUUGUUGUACCUUGUUUCAAACAUUUAAUAAGCAUUACUGUACCAAGAUAAUAUAUUAAUGCUUGCGGUACACCACAUCGAAAGUUCUGAAUAGAACUGUUGCUGGUUGCGAAUGUCUUGACAUUUCUAUUGAGUUGCUUCAUUCGUCUUCAGGAGAAUAAUAUCUGCAGAAAAUUCCGUCGAAAUUCCAAAUCGAAACAUCAAGACAUUCUCAACCAACAAUAGUUCUUUUCAGAACUAUGUACGUGGUGUACCGCAAGCAUUAAUAUAUAUUGUUACUUCGCCAUUCAAACCUUCAAACUAUACCAAGAUAAAUAUCAUCAUAAGGUCUAAGAAUAUUUAAUUAUUCAGCAUUAUACACAUCUCAAAAAUUUAUAUUUAAUGCAAAUCUCUAUAUAGAUAUUAGAUUUUUUAUUCAUGAUCAUCAUCAGAAUUAUAAUCAUCAUCUAUUAUGCAUAAAAGGUUUUAUAUUUUUUACAGUAUAUAUUUGUAAAAUGAUGAGUUAGAGUUUGAUCCUCAAACCAGGACACAAAUACAGUAUUUAGGCUUUUUGUAAUAAUUAGAUGCUAAUAAGCUGUAUUCAUGUUGCAAACUCUUGGUUGUUGUUUAAUGUAGAAAUUGUUGACAUUCACACAACAAUUGCAUGAGAUUGUUUUACUGUACAAAAAAACAUACUAUCACCCAGUAUGGGACCUUUAACUGCAACCCAUCUCUGAAGUCAGGAUGAUCCCAGUAACUUAGGGAGCUUUAAAUUUGGGAUGACUUAAAAUGUAGACUUUAAUUACAUCAUGAUAAUUUAUGUAUGCAUGUCUGAAUGCUCUGUGUUGCAUCCACUCCUGAAAUCUGAAACAGUAUUCGACAGAAUCUACAUUCAGGCUAGGACGUGGACUGUACUGUAUUAAACAUUGGUGCUUCAGUCUUCGCGUUUGUGACGUCUCUGCAUACGCAUCUUCAAAAAUCUUGUUUUAAGCUCUGGGCACACUAUCAAAUUUUCUUUGACAAAACUCUGUUGUAUGCCCAUAUAUAGUCAUGAUGUGCCCAUAUAUAGUCAUGAUGUGCCUAUAUAUGGUCAUGAUGUGAUGUCAUCAUGACCAUAUUUAGGCAUGUCACAUGUUUUUGUCAAAUAAAAUUUGAUAAUCUGGUCCCUUAUGGUUCUCAAUCAAAAGCUCCCUUUCAUUAGUUAGAGCAUUUCCCUGACUAGGUAAAUUCUUGCAUAGUUCAAUACAAUCACUGUGAUUACCCAAUUUGAACAACAUUGUAAUAAUAAUUAAUUCAUUUUAAUUUAAUAAUAACGUCUUUCUUUUUAUUAUGCAUAGUGCCAAGGUCUCUAACCAAUUUGUAAUUAUUUUUUAUGUCUUUAAUUAUUAUGAUUAUCAUUGUUCCUGAAUCCUUAUUGUUUAUGAAUAUAAUUUCCAUUUCAUAUUCAUUGAUUUUUGUACUAACAGUUAUUACUGUUUGAUUUUUUUAUGAUUUUGUGUUUCCAAUGAGCUGUUUUAUAAAUGAUUCAGAUUAAUCUUUAUAAUUUAUUCAAUUUUAUAAUUAUUAUUGUCUUUCAUUGUUAUCAAAUAUCAAUUAUAGUAAAUUGUAUUCUUAUAUAAAUUUAUGUUUGUAUUGUAAUUGAAUUUCCAAAAUUUGCUAUAUAUGGCUGCAUUAUAUGUUGCUUAGACAAGAUUCUAUAUUCUGUGUUUGUUAAAUAUAUAAUUUUAUGAAAUUUAAUUUCAAUUUAUUAUUGUAAUAUAUAAUCUUACAUUUGUCAAAAAUGAUUACAUGUUGCCAAGAUUUUCUUGCUAUUAAAUAGACAGUACUAGAAAUAACUACUUAUGAUUGUGAUGAAGUGGUAGCUUGGUGGCUACAAUGCUUGCCUUCUAGUCACAGGGUCCUGGGUUCAAAUCCUCUCAUAGUUUUAGUAAGACUACAGUUCAUAAUGAGAGUUAAUUAGGUCAGGCACAUAAUUUGUUGACCACACUGCAGGGGUCCCAAUUGGAGAGAUGUAUCUUCGAGGAGAUCUGGUGUAGCCAGCGGGUACCUAGUUAGUUGGAUGUUAUGAACAGUUUGGUUUCCCAAACUCGAUGCCGGGGUUUAAAUCCCUUGCUGUGCAUUUCACUUGCAUCCUUGAGCAAGACGAGUGCCUUGUAUCCCAAUUCUUUGAUGCCCUUGUGAACAGGCGUGCUGUAUAAAUUCCAUUAUUCUUAAUAAUGCUAAUGCUUGUGUUCUUUAAUGUCAGUUCCUGAAAUCAAAGUGAAUUCAUUUUUUGUUCAUACUCAGUGUUAAGAUGCUUAAUAAAAAAAAAAAACUAUAAUGCUUUGUAAUCAGAUUAAUAUCAGUUGUUUUAAAUUGUACUAAAAGUGACAUAUUUUUCUAAUGAACUUGUCAAUCCUACUUAACAACACAAUUUAUAAAGUAUGAUCAGGGAACAUUUAACUGUUCCCUGGUAUGAUCUUCCAUCCUGAUAAGUGUAACCCAAAUCAUGAUAACAAUUAAGAUUUACUUUGGGCAUGCCAUAUCAAUUUACUUAGCGAAACUAACACAAAUAUGCCAACUUGAUCACCUGUUUUAAACAUGGUAUAAAAUAUAUUUUUCCACGUGUAAAGUAAAACAGUACAUCUUUAAUCAGUUGUGUUUUGGAACCGGCGUCAGAUCACCUGCAAACAAUAGUUUGAAUUAACCAAGCAAUAAAAUGUAAAUACAAAGAAUCGAGCAACAAUAAUAAACAUCCAUAUGUUUAAUUUUA